GCUCGCAGUAGCAUUUUAUUGUUCGGUAUACAAACUACAAGUGAAUUAAAUACUCAACGGCCUAUCCAUUGAUACUUCUGAAUUUGUGCGGUCAGUCCUGAAAACCGCUUCUCGAUCCCAAGCCAACGGGAUGGGGUUUCUUGUGGCCGGCACGCCGCUGCCAUGGGAAGAUGCGCUGGAAUGGCUCAACCAUGUGCGCCACAACGGGAUCCUGCAAUUCCUGGAGACGUACCACCGUGUGAAGGACAUCAGCGGGGACGUGCUCAAGUGGGGUGACGAGCUCGAGUACGGCAUCUUCGUGUUGGACGACGAGACCAAGACCGCCAAAUUGUCGCUGCGCGCGACAGAGAUCUUGCAAGAACUGCUAGAGAAGGAGAAGAAAUUCCACCGCGAAGACCACGUCGAAGAAGGGUGCAACUGGGUCCCCGAGUACGGCGCGUGGAUGGUGGAAGCGACGCCGAGCACGCCGUACGGUGGGUUUUCGUCCGACCUUCGCCGCGUCGAGCCCAGCAUGCGUCUGCGCCGCGCGCGCCUGCUGUCCGUGCUGCAUGACAACGAGAUUUGUCCCACCGUCACGUCGUUCCCGUUGCUCGGGGUCGGCAACGACUUUACCGUGCCGCCGACAUUUUCCCGCGGCCCCAUCGCCGCGUCGGAGUACAUCAGCGACGCCAUCAUCAACCCGCAUCCUCGCUUUGGCGCGCUCACAGCCAACAUCCGCAAGCGUCGCAUGCGCACGAUCGACAUCCGCGUGCCAUUGUUCAAGGACGCUUUCACGCACGAAAUGCUCGAAGACGAGGCGGCGUGGGUCGCGGAACAUGCGCGGCCAGCGCUGCUGCCGCCAGUGGACGACGAUCACCCGCGCAAGCCGCCGUCGUCGCCACCUCCGUGCACCCCGUGCCCCCUUGCCACGAAACGUCGGCAUGGCACGUCGUUCUCGACCAAAUCCAAGCCGCUGGAUCACAUUGAGCCGCAUCCCGGGUUUAUCCACAUGGAUGCGAUGGCGUUUGGUAUGGGCAUGUGCUGCCUCCAAGUAACAUUCCAGGCCAAGAACAUUGGCGAGUCGCGGCAUCUAUACGACCACCUGGGCGUGCUCAGUCCGAUCAUGCUCGCGCUCACGGCGGCCACGCCCAUCUUGAAGGGUCGGCUCGCCGACACGGACGUCCGGUGGGCUACGAUCGCGGCAUCCGUCGACGAUCGGACGCCACACGAGAUGGGCUUUGCCUCGUCGCCGCCGCCGCCCACGUACGCCAAGAUGGCGGGCGGCGGCAUCAAGCGGCUGCCCAAGUCCCGAUAUGAAGGGAUUUCCGCCUUCAUUUGCAACCACAAGCAUGGCGAGGACAUGACGUCAUCGCUGGACCAGUACAAUGAUGUGGACAUUCCAUUUGACGAAGACUCGUAUGCGACACUGCGCGCGAACGGUGUCGACGAUAUCCUCGCCAAACACAUUGCUCAUCUGUUUAUCCGAGACCCGCUCGUGAUCUAUGAGCAGCGGCUGCAUGUUGACAACAAGCUCGCGACCGACCACUUUGAAAACAUCCAGUCGACGAAUUGGCAGACGGUGCGGUGGAAGCCGCCGCCGUUGCCGCCGCCAUCAUCAUCGCCGCCAUCUUCGCCAUCCUCGGACGGCGGCAAUGGCCACAUUGGAUGGCGCACCGAGUUUCGAUCCAUGGAAAUCCAGCUCACGGACUUUGAAAAUGCCGCGUUUAGCGUGUUUAUCGCGCUCGUGAGUCGUGUGAUCCUCACGUUUGACUUGAAUUUGUAUGUUCCGUUGUCCAAAGUAAACGCAAACAUGGAGAUUGCGCAUCGCGUGAACGCCGCCGUGGACGAAACGUUCUUCUUUCGCCGCCACUUGGCGCCGCCAGAUGCCGCCGAGUGCCACACCGCGGGAUGCCAUGUCCAAUGCGACAACAAGGACGCGACGCAUGGCCAGUGUGUCCACGGCAGCGAGAGCUUUGAACCGAUGACCAUCGCCGAGAUUCUGCUCGGCAAAGGAUCGUACUACCCGGGGCUUCUCCCCCUAGUACAUGCAUACUUGGAUCAUAUUGAAUGCGACGACGUGACGAGAAGGGUCGUGGAUCGAUACUUGAACCUGAUCGCCAAGCGCGCGACGGGAGAGCUCCCCACGGCUGCCACGUGGAUGCGAAGGUUUGUCCAGUGUCAUCCCGAGUACGCCCAUGACUCGGUGGUCACGUCGUCGAUCGCGUUUGACUUGCUGGACGUGUGCGCCAAGAUUGGCGAAGGCGCGAUGCCGUGCCCGGAACUCCUCGGAGAAGUCAAGGUCGAACCCAUGCGAGGCCAGACGGGGUACCAGGUGCCGCUCAAGUCCGAUUCGGUGGAUGCGCAAAAGAGAGGCGACCUCCUCCGACGAUACGCCCGACGAAGCAGCAAGGACUCGGAACGAGCAUGUUGUGGACGAGGGAGCGACGGCAAUGCCCAAGAAGCGUAGGCGGGACGAAGUUUUUAACAUUGGAUUUUCGAUAUUGACUGAACGUACUUCGAAGUUACUACCGUAUACACUUAUGAUAAUACAUUGGUCAAAU
Messenger RNA from Aphanomyces astaci, 2540 nucleotides. RefSeq lists its product as hypothetical. The coding region runs from base 131 to 2446 and encodes 771 amino acids. The record is from RefSeq and is a predicted model, not a curated record. Gene Ontology annotation, biological process: glutathione biosynthetic process. Lineage: Eukaryota; Oomycota; Saprolegniomycetes; Saprolegniales; Verrucalvaceae. The transcript has a single exon. Gene Ontology annotation, molecular function: glutamate-cysteine ligase activity.